CGGGGUGGAGAGGAACAGCUCCAGCAAGGCGGUGUCAUACUGAAGGCAGGAAAGCAGGCGAGGACCCGUCGAGAAUGUCAAGCUCUCUGGUUGUGUGUGAAGUGGAUGACGGUCUGAAAGAAAGACUGAGAAAGUUCAGGUUCCGUAAAGAGACCAACAAUGCUGCCAUCUUGAUGAAAAUAGACAUGGAGAGACAGCUGGUCAUCCUUGAGGAGGAAUUUGAGGACAUUUCCCCAGAUGAGCUGAGAGAGGAACUUCCAGAACGGCAACCCAGAUUCAUCGUCUACAGCUACAAGUACGUCCACGCCGAUGGGAGGGUGUCCUAUCCGCUGUGUUUCAUAUUCUCUAGUCCCAUGGGGUGCAAGCCUGAGCAACAGAUGAUGUACGCAGGCAGCAAAAACCAACUGGUCCACGCGGCAGAGCUCACAAAGGUCUUCGAAAUAAGAAAUACCGAGGACUUGUCAGAGAAGUGGCUGAUCGACCAAUUGGCUUUUUUUCGCUGAAUUUGCGUCUUCCAGCAUCUUCUACCACGAGAUUCCUUUAUUUGUUGAUUACAACCAAUACAUGGCUACUUUAUCUCACUCUUGUGCAAUGUAUUACUGCUCAUGCCUGUUGUUAUUAAACGAGUAAAUGAUUCAA
Molecule: messenger RNA, 639 nt
Organism: Lampris incognitus (smalleye Pacific opah)
Lineage: Eukaryota; Metazoa; Chordata; Actinopteri; Lampriformes; Lampridae
Gene: gmfg
Product: glia maturation factor, gamma
Exons: 7
Coding region: 75-503 (142 amino acids)
Biological process (GO): negative regulation of Arp2/3 complex-mediated actin nucleation; actin filament debranching
Cellular component (GO): actin cortical patch
Molecular function (GO): Arp2/3 complex binding; actin binding
Source: RefSeq, a predicted model, not a curated record